Cryptomeria japonica (Japanese cedar) is the source of this 1170-nucleotide messenger RNA. Its product is annotated as xyloglucan endotransglucosylase protein 1. Gene Ontology annotation, biological process: cell wall biogenesis; xyloglucan metabolic process. Lineage: Eukaryota; Viridiplantae; Streptophyta; Pinopsida; Cupressales; Cupressaceae. Gene Ontology annotation, molecular function: hydrolase activity, hydrolyzing O-glycosyl compounds; xyloglucan:xyloglucosyl transferase activity. The transcript has 4 exons. Bases 91 to 927 code for a protein of 278 amino acids. The record is from RefSeq and is a predicted model, not a curated record. Gene Ontology annotation, cellular component: apoplast; cell wall.
CUCGUAUUCUACAUUGCCCUUUCGUUUCUUCUCCAUUAAAAUCGUAUAAGAUUUCCCCUUUGACAGCUUCAAUAAUCCUGUAUAUUGUCAAUGGCGAUGCUAUUUUUCUGUUUACUCUUUGCCCAUUUAGCAGUUUUCCAAUAUGCCUCUGCAAAUUUUUACAGCGAUUUUGAGAUCAAUUGGGGUAACGACCACGCCAAAAUACUUGACAAUGGUGAACAAUGGCAGCUUACUCUCAAUCAGUCCUCAGGUUCAGGGUUCAAAUCCAAGAAUGAAUAUCUGUUUGCUAAACUUGACAUGCAAAUCAAAUUGGUGCCCGGUGACUCGGCAGGAACUGUAACUGCUUACUAUCUGUCGUCUCAAGGGGAUACCCACGAUGAAAUAGACUUUGAAUUCUUGGGAAACCUGUCUGGAGAUCCCUAUAUUAUGCAUACUAAUGUGUUUUCUCAAGGCAAAGGCAAUCGUGAGCAACAAUUUUACCUCUGGUUUGAUCCCACAGCAGACUUCCACACUUACUCUGUGCUCUGGAAUCCCCAACAAAUUGUAUUUUCUGUGGAUGGAACUCCGGUGAGAGUUUUUAAGAACAAGGAGAAUUUGGGCGUAACAUAUCCGAAGAAUCAGUCAAUGAUAAUAUACUCAAGCCUGUGGAAUGCUGAUGAAUGGGCAACAAGAGGCGGUGCAGUGAAGAUCGACUGGAGCAAAGCCCCAUUCGUUGCAUCAUUCCAGAAUUUCAGGUCACAGGCGUGCAGUCCUUCCUCUGAUUGCUCUGUAAAUUCAUGGUACAAUGAACAAGGACUGGAUUCCACCCAGCAGCAGAAGCUUCAAUGGGUGCGCACGAAUUACAUGAUUUAUGAUUACUGUUCGGAUGUUAAGAGGUUUCCACAGGGCCUUCCAGCUGAAUGUGCCUCAGACUCCCCGUCUACUUGACACUAGACAAAUUGCAAAUAGGGAAUUCCUUCUAUCAUAUGAUUUUCAAUUUUCUGUAAAUUUUUUUGCAUUCCUUCAAUUCUUCUGUAGUUUCAAGGCAGUCUAUUAAUCUCCCGUUCGUUGAUGCACUGCGAACUUUUUAAAUAUCGAAUGAACAGAUGGAAAGACAUUAAACCUAACGAGAAGUUUGCAAAAGUCAAAUGUCGUGCAAAAAUAAGACAAAAAUUAUUUUUGAUUGUGUUA